UCAAACCUCCAAACUUGUUUAAAGGUUGAAGCUUCCCUUCAAGUUCAAGGCUCUUAAAAACUGAAACUAAUCUCUUUAACGUAUAUGGAAGGUCCAAAGGAACAAUUACAACCUCCAGCUUAUGGAGAGUUGAUCACCAUCCUCAGCAUUGACGGUGGUGGAAUAAGAGGAAUCAUACCCGGAACCAUUCUUGCUUUCUUAGAAUCUGCGCUCCAGAAGCUGGAUGGUGAGGAAGCAAGACUCGCAGACUAUUUUGAUGUGAUUGCAGGGACUAGCACGGGCGGCCUGGUCACCGCCAUGCUAACUAGUCCAAAUGAAAAGAAUCGACCUCUGUUUGCUGCCAAAGAUAUAAAAGACUUUUACCUACAGAACUCCCCUAAAAUCUUCCCUCAACCAGGAUCUCAAUUAUUCCCUCAAACAACGAAAGCUAUCAAAGCUCUAUCGGGACCAAAAUAUGAUGGGAAGUUCCUGCAUAGCCUUGUUAAACAGAAACUAGGAGACACAAGAUUGCACCAGACGUUAACCAAUGUUGUUAUCCCAACAUUUGACAUCAAUCAUCUUCAGCCAAUCAUCUUCUCAAGCUAUCGGGUGAAGGAAAAACCUACUUUAGAUGCCUUACUCUCAGACAUAUGCAUUGGAACCUCAGCUGCACCAACCUAUCUCCCAGCCCAUUACUUCAAAACCCAAGACAACAAAGGAAACGUGAAAGAUUUUAACCUUAUAGAUGGCGGCGUAGCUGCAAAUAACCCGACUUUAGUUGCUAUGGGGGAAGUGAGCAAGGCGAUCAUUAACGGAAACUCUGAUUUCUUCCCAAUUAAACCCAUAGAUUAUGGAAGAUUUCUGGUUAUCUCCUUGGGGACUGGCUCUCCAAAAGCCGAAGAGAAAUACAAUGCAGCAGAGGCAGCUAAGUGGGGUGUGCUAGGUUGGUUAACCAGCGAGGGUUCCACACCUUUAGUUGAUGUAUUCACUCAAGCAAGCGGAGACAUGGUUGACUUCCAUCUUUCUGUAGUAUUUAAAGCUCUUCACUCUGAUAAAUACCUACGUAUUCAGGAUGAUGGAUUAAGUGGGGAUGUAUCCUCCGUUGAUAUAGCAACGAAGAAGAAUUUGGAUGAACUUGUGAAAGUUGGUGAGGGACUGUUAAAAAAACGAGUUUCUAGAGUUAACUUGGAAACCGGCAUGUUUCAACCCUUUGCUCAAGAAACCAAUGAAGAAGCUCUUAAAAGGUAGAAACUAUAACAUGUGUUUUAGCUAAAAUUUCAAUGGAU
Messenger RNA from Gossypium arboreum, 1265 nucleotides. RefSeq names its product patatin-like protein 2. Gene Ontology annotation, biological process: lipid metabolic process. The transcript has 6 exons. NCBI's taxonomy places the organism in Eukaryota, Viridiplantae, Streptophyta, Magnoliopsida, Malvales, Malvaceae. The record is from RefSeq and is a predicted model, not a curated record. Gene Ontology annotation, molecular function: monoacylglycerol lipase activity; glycerophospholipase activity. Bases 85 to 1227 code for a protein of 380 amino acids.